AUGCCUAUCCAAAGGGAAUUGGAAAUCCACCAGUCACCAUCCAUUUGCACCGGUGAUUGGACCCUGAGGGCCGACGAUCGUCCACUUCAGGACGGGCCGGGCAUCGGGCACACUCGUCAGUCUUCGCCCCAUCCUGGCCAUGAAGAAGCGAUGGACACGGAAGACCAGCAACUCCCGUCCAGUCCAGGCUUGACUGGCGGUGUAACGUUAGAGGACGACCUCGAUUCGACAGCUUCGGGAAUGCCCUCCUUCAUGGCCGUUUCUCAGUAUCCAAAUGCGGCAAGCAGUGAGCCAAAUUUUCUGUCGGUGUCUGAGGUUGUCAAUGCGGUCAUCGAACGAGAGGACAUUUUUCACCCCCAUGCGCGCAACGAGGCUGCCCCAGGACUGUCCUCAUCAUCACCACCAACUGAGUUAUAUAUAUCAGACUCGGAGAUGACAGAUGUGGUGUCCGAUUUUGGAGGUGUGCCCUUAGGAUCGUAUGGCACGCAUACGGCAAUCGGGGAUCUGGUUCAUCACUUGAUCGACAACGCCACAGUGGGGCAAACAAUCUCGACUAUACCAGAGGGUAGUGAAGACGAACGUGUUGAUUUGUUCGUGGAUUAUGAACCCCCCCUACCGGAACAGCAACCGAAUAUUUCGCAAGCGCGAGAUGAUGAUCUUGACGAUACACAGAGACCCUAUUCGGAUGAUGACAACAGUGGUGAAUAUGGGGAGGAAUAUGUCAAUUACUCUCCGACUGGUCACACUCACGAACAUAUACCUGAUAUCGAUUUUGAUGAUUUCUAUCGCGGCCUAGAUCGGGAUUAUGACUCGCAGCCUACCGAUGAUUCUACCGGCUCAGGCCACGUCGAUCACAGCUCCCUCUCAGACGAAGAAGAUGCAGCAGGCGAUCCUCACCUCGCUGCAUCUGCUGUACAAGGGACAAUUCAUGAGAGGAACUUCAAUAUCGACCAGUUUAUUUCACAAUGGGUCCAUUCUUCUAUCGCUUCGAUACCAAGCUUUCCGCUUGUCUCGGCGCCAUUGCCCCCUUGCCCUCUCGCCAACAUUCUUGGUUGGACCCCCGCGCAAAAAAUUAUACGGCCAAGCAGCUAUUCUGGAGACUUCUUUGACCUCCAACAGAUUCCAUGGUGGGAGGCCCUACGGGUGAAGCGAUCGGAUGCACGGCGCCUGCGCGAUUUUUGGUAUACGUCCUAUCACAAUCUGGAAUCUUCCAAUCAGCCUGGCAUCAAGCUUCCACAGGAAGAAUUCUACUUUCGAGAGAAAUCUAUGUACACCAGGUGCAAGGCCACAAUCGAGCACUUUCAGCUUCGCAAUUUGAUGUCGGUCGCUGCUUACAAUACUGUACACUUCGCUCGGGAAUCCAAAAUGUAUUCGUGGAUCCCGCCAUACGAUGACCUAAGAUGCCUGAUCGAUCUGGCUAAGCCGGCGGUCGAGCUUGGCUUCCAGGGACCCGUCAAAAUCUCAUCCAUGAAAUCUGCGCAAGAUGUGGUCAUCGCGGGAGGAUUUCUGGGAGAAUAUGCCUUGCGAGCGGCGGGCGCAGAGGGGAGCGGAGCAGAAGGAUUUGUAACUAGGGAUCUUAAUGGGAUCACGAACCACAUAGAUGUCGUCCCAAGUCGUACAAACCGAACACCGAUGGGGAUUUUUGCGUCCAAUGACCGGCAUCUGCGGGUGCUUGACUGCGAGACCAACACCUUCGUUGCCGACCACGAACUCUCGCGUGCCAUUAAUUGUACAGCCACAUCUCCUGACGGACGCCUACGAGUUGUCAUUGGCGACUCGCCCGACGCUUGGAUUAUCGAGGCAGAUUCCGGGCGGCCAGUUCACCCGCUUCGGGGCCACCGGGAUUUUGGGUUUGCGUGCGCGUGGUCACCGGACAUGCGCCAUAUUGCCACCAGCAACCAGGACAAAACGGCUAUCAUCUGGGAUGCACGCACCUGGAAGGCUUUGGAGAAGAUCGAGUCCGAUGUCGCAGGGUAUCGGUCUCUCCACUAUUCGCCGGUGGGUGGGGGGCCGCGAACGUUAUUGCUAUGCGAACCAGCCGACCGCAUCUCCAUUGUCAACGCACAGACGUACCAGACCCGCCAGGUACAUGAUUUCUUCGGUGAGAUCGGAGGGGCAGACUAUUCGGCGGACGGCAGUACGAUCUGGGUGGCCAAUGCAGACGAGCACUUUGGCGGUUUCAUGCAGUUUGAGCGACGCCAAUGGGGGCAGCCGUACGGGAUACGGGAGCUGCCCAACGAAUGGGUACGAGAGUCAGAGCUCGACGAGGAUGAUCGAUGCGCACUAAGCGAACGUGAGCGGCAGCUGCGAUUCUGGUGGAAUUUGAGCGACUACGAGCAUGAGGCAUUAUUGCUGUAG
Aspergillus tanneri is the source of this 2358-nucleotide messenger RNA. Its product is annotated as WD40 repeat domain-containing protein. The transcript has 2 exons. Gene Ontology annotation, molecular function: protein binding. The coding region runs from base 1 to 2358 and encodes 785 amino acids. NCBI's taxonomy places the organism in Eukaryota, Fungi, Ascomycota, Eurotiomycetes, Eurotiales, Aspergillaceae. The record is from RefSeq and is a predicted model, not a curated record.